Molecule: messenger RNA, 2017 nt
Organism: Bombina bombina (fire-bellied toad)
Lineage: Eukaryota; Metazoa; Chordata; Amphibia; Anura; Bombinatoridae
Product: MOB-like protein phocein
Exons: 9
Coding region: 255-1040 (261 amino acids)
Cellular component (GO): cytoplasm; mitochondrial matrix
Molecular function (GO): protein folding chaperone; ATP binding; protein-folding chaperone binding
Source: RefSeq, a predicted model, not a curated record
GAUAAUAUUUAAAUACUUCAUUAAAAAUACAUUCUGUGUUAUUUUCAAUAUUUAGAUUUACGAAAAGUUACAUCACUGUAAUUAAAUUCCCCUCAUGGAAGGCAUUAAGUUUAGCCCCCCUCCAUUGGGGAGUGAGGUCACGCAUGCGCAAACUAGUAUUUGUAUUCACGUGUGUGAAGGACAUAGCCGUCAGUCUGCGCUGGGUGAGCUAGGAAGCGGAGGUUACUUUGUGAUAUACCGGGAACACGGACAGCAUGGCAGGUCAGGCUUUCAGAAAAUUCCUCCCUUUGUUUGAUCGGGUUCUUGUGGAACGAUUAGCUGCAGAAACUGUAACUAAAGGAGGAAUCAUGCUACCGGAAAAAUCACAAGGGAAAGUGCUUCAAGCAACAGUGGUGGCAAUUGGAGGUGGAUCCAAAGGAAAGGAUUUCUAUAACUGGCCUGAUGAAUCCUUUGAGGAAAUGGAUAGUACACUGGCUGUUCAGCAGUAUAUACAGCAAAAUAUAAGAGCAGACUGUUCAAACAUUGACAAAAUUCUGGAACCCCCUGAAGGCCAAGAUGAAGGCGUAUGGAAAUAUGAACAUCUUCGGCAGUUUUGUCUUGAACUUAAUGGACUUGCUGUCAAACUUCAGACUGAGUGCCACCCAGACACUUGUACUCAGAUGACGGCUACUGAACAAUGGAUAUUUCUUUGUGCAGCUCACAAAACUCCAAAAGAGUGCCCUGCUAUAGACUAUACAAGGCACACGCUUGAUGGAGCUGCAUGUCUUCUGAAUAGCAAUAAAUAUUUUCCUAGCAGGGUUAGCAUUAAAGAAUCUUCUGUAGCCAAACUAGGAUCGGUGUGUCGUAGAAUUUACAGAAUAUUUUCUCAUGCAUACUUUCAUCAUCGCCAAAUAUUUGAUGAAUAUGAGAAUGAAACCUUCUUGUGUCAUCGGUUUACUAAAUUUGUGAUGAAGUAUAACUUGAUGUCCAAGGAUAAUUUAAUUGUACCAAUUUUGGAAGAAGAGGUUCAGAAUUCAGUUGCCGGAGAGAGUGAAGCAUGAUUCACAAUAGUGACAGAGAAACUCAGCUAUAUUGAGGAACCUAUUAACAAUUAAGUACUGUAUAUAUCAUUUUAGACACUUCAAUCAUGUAUCCUUAUUAUAGCUUCUUUUGUUUAGUAUAAUUUUUGUAUACUACAUGCAUUGCCUUUUAAAUUGGGGAAUACUUUUUAAGUUAUUCAUGUGCUGUAUAUUCAUCAAUGUGGCUCUCAUGGUUUUUAAGAUAUUUUGGAUAUUUAGUAUCAUUUGUUUAUAAUGCCUGUUAAUAAAAUUGGUUCCAGUUAUGUAUGUUUUAUGCUACACAAUCUUGAAGCAGUAGUGCUUACUUUAAGAAGAAGAAAAACAAAACUUCAGGAAACACAUCACAAACUUUCAUAGACAGUUUAUUAAUAAAAAUGCAUUGAUAUCCUAAGAGAAUGCAGGACGUCUCACUGUAAAGCAUUUUCAAGAUUAUUUUUUUGCUGUGAAAAUAUAUAAAACUGAAUUUUGCUGUUAUAGGCUUGUCAGUAAAUUAAGCGGUGAAAUGUUGGUAUAUGCAAAAGUAUUUUUAAAUCUAGAAUAGUUACUUACCACUCGGGUGGAUGAGUGUGUGGGUCAUGUCAGAAACAUUGUGAUAUGCUACAAGUCAGGGCUUUUCAACUCCAUUAUUCAAGUCCCACCAACAGACGUUAUUUUAAGGCUUUCCCUAAGUGAGCACUGGUGAGACAAUCGCAAUGACUGAGCUGCUUAACAGCUCAAGAAGGGAACAUUUUAAAAUGCCAACUGUUAGGGCUUCUUGAAAAUUGGAGUUUGGGAAAUCCUGCUAUUAGACCCCUUCCAACUGGAAGACAAUUUACCUCACCUCAAGUAGCUCCAGUCUGUAAAUACAUUCGUAUUCUGAGCAUUAUUUUUCUUUUAACUAUUUAAAAGUUACCAACCUGAAUUAGCUAUGAACCUACUGUCAUGCCAUUUAAUAAAGCAUAUUACCUACUUUACCACUA